AUGUCUAACGCAUCACGAAAGAAGCUCUUGCUCAUGGGCCGUUCAGGCUCGGGCAAAUCGUCCAUGAGAUCCAUCAUCUUCUCCAAUUACUCAGCAUUUGACACGCGACGUCUCGGAGCAACAAUGGACGUCGAGCUCUCGCAUCUACGGUUUCUAGGCAAUAUGUCACUAACGUUGUGGGAUUGCGGUGGCCAGGACGUGUUUAUGGAAAACUAUUUUUCAAAUCAAAAAGACCACAUUUUCAAGAUGGUCCAAGUGUUGAUCCACGUGUUUGACGUUGAAAGCAAGCUGAUUAACAACGACAUUGAGAUGUUUGUUAAGGCGUUGACGAAUUUGCAAAAGUAUAGUCCCGACGCCAAGAUCUUUGUCUUGCUACAUAAGAUGGACUUGGUCCAAGUUGACAAGCGGCAAGAGUUGUUUACGGUGAUGAUGGACAAGUUGCAAAAGAUUAGUAAUCCGUACCAGUUUAAGUUAUUUGGUUUCCCCACGUCGAUAUGGGACGAGAGUCUAUACAAGGCAUGGUCGCAGAUUGUUUGUUCCUUGAUCCCGAAUAUCAACUUGUUCAACGAGAACUUGCUUAAAUUUAACCAAAUAUUGGAUGCCGAGGAGAUUAUCCUAUUUGAGAAAGCCACCUUUUUGGUGAUUUCUUCUACGGCUUCGAUUAUACAGCAGCAGCAACAACAACAGCAACAGCAACAGCAACAGCAACAGCAACAGCUAAAUCUGAACCUGAGCCUGAAGUCGAGUCUGAACCCGAACCUGAACCAGAACCAAAUACAUAAAGUCAGUGGACAAAGCCUAGUUAGCGACCCGCCUCUGAAUCCAGACGAAGAAUUGGAUCCCAAGCGAUUUGAGAAAAUCUCAAACAUAAUCAAGACUUAUAAACAAUCGAUAUCCAAAUUGCGGACCAACUUCACAAAUCUCAUCAUUCGCGGCAGCAAUGGCACCAGUUUCUACCUCGACGUCUUGACUGAAAACAUGUUCAUCAUGAUUGUUUUAAAGAACCAAACUGAAGUCUCCGAGGGGGUCAAAAUCAGCCAGAAUGAAGAAUUGUUGGUCUUGGACAAUAUCAAAGCUGCUAGGAAAUGGUUUGAAAAGAUUGAAAACUCCAAAUGA
This is a messenger RNA of Lodderomyces beijingensis, 1116 nucleotides long. Lineage: Eukaryota; Fungi; Ascomycota; Pichiomycetes; Serinales; Debaryomycetaceae. The record is from the annotation of a GenBank genome assembly.